CUAAAAACUCAUGGAAGGAUACAUACCGGCGAGAAACCCUUUAGAUGUAAUGUCUGUGAUAAAACAUUUGGUCGACAGUUUUACCUCAAGAUUCAUGAACGCAUACAUACUGGAGAGAAACCCUUUAAAUGCAAUUUCUGUGAAAAAACAUUUAGUCAACAAAGUUACAUCAAAGUUCAUGAAAGGGUGCAUACCGGAGAGAAACCUUUUAAAUGCGAUAUCUGCGAAAAAACAUUUGGUCGCCAGUUUUACCUCAAGAUUCAUGAACGCAUACAUACUGGAGGAAAACCUUUUAAUUGUGACGUUUGUGAAAGAACAUUCAGCCAACAGUCUUCUCUUAAGACUCAUAAAAGGAUACAUACCGGCGAGAAACUUUUUAGAUGUAAUUUCUGUGAAAAAUGUUUUAAUAAACAAUCUUACCUCAAAACUCAUAAAAGGACACAUACUGGCGAGAAACCUUUUAGAUGCAAUGUGUGUGAAAGAACAUUCAGCCAACAGUCUUCUCUCAAGACUCAUGAGAGAACACAUACCGGAGAAACACUUUUUAGAUGCAAUGUCUGUGAAAAAAAAUUCAUUCAAAAAUCUAAUCUCAAAAAACAUGAAAGGAUACAUACCGGUGAGAAACCAUUUAGAUGCGAUUUCUGUGCAAAGACAUUCUGUCAACAAUGUGAUCUCAAGAAACAUAAAAGGACACAUACUGGCGAGAAACCUUUUAGAUGCAAUGUGUGUGAAAGAACAUUCAGCCAACAGUCUUCUCUUAAGACUCAUAAAAGGAUACAUACUGAAGAGAAACCUUUUAGAUGCAAUGUGUGUGAAAGAACAUUCAGCCAACAGUCUUCUCUUAAGACUCAUAAAAGGAUACAUACCGGCGAGAAACCCUUUAGAUGUAAUGUCUGUGAAAAAUGUUUUAAUACACAACCUUCCCUCAAAACUCAUGAACGCAUACAUAUUGGUGGGGUACGUUAUGAAUGCUCCGUCUGUAAAAAAUCGUAUGGUCACCAAAAUACUCUAAAAAAACAUCAAGCAAAAGCACACGACUAAAACCUCAUAUACCUUUCGUGACUAUUUGACAGUUUUAAAAUAGUUUUGGUAACAAUUUUUCAUUAUUUUGCUCUUUAUUUAACCUACAAUUUAAUAUGAAUUAAUGAUAUACGAGUAUAUUUACCAAUUUUUUUUAUAGUUUUUUAAUGUUUACUAUCGUUUAACUGAUCAUUACUUUGACGUUUUCUAUUUGACUUAUAAUUCUUUUCACAGACUAUAUACAUUUUUAGUGUUAACAUUUUGAUAAUAUAAUUCCUUAGUUCCAUAAUUUAC
Molecule: messenger RNA, 1314 nt
Organism: Adelges cooleyi (spruce gall adelgid)
Lineage: Eukaryota; Metazoa; Arthropoda; Insecta; Hemiptera; Adelgidae
Product: zinc finger protein 816-like
Exons: 1
Biological process (GO): central nervous system development; regulation of transcription by RNA polymerase II
Cellular component (GO): nucleus
Molecular function (GO): DNA-binding transcription factor activity, RNA polymerase II-specific; RNA polymerase II cis-regulatory region sequence-specific DNA binding
Source: RefSeq, a predicted model, not a curated record